UUCCUUGGCAUCCUUACAUCCGUCCUACCCGCAGUCCUGGUACUAAAUCGUCGGUCUGCAGUGGAUUGGAGUCCAGGCUGCAGGGCGGACAGGGCGGACCGGACCCCGGCAGGCUGAGCUCUGAGCUCUGAGCAGCAGGAUGACCAGCGUGGCUCCGACAGCCACUGGCAUGACAGCCCUGGGCCCGCCCCCAGCGCAGCUCCUCACCAAUAAGCAUGCAUCUCCCUCUCGGGUAUCAUCCAGGCACAGCAGCCCUGCAGGGUCUCCGAGGUUGGAUCGAGUCCAAUUAGCAAAAGAGCGACGGGAGGAGAAAGAGAAGACGCACGAGCUGUCGGAGGUGCUGCGCGAUAAGGAGCGUCGUGCGCAGCAGCAGCUGGAGCGCUGUGCGGAGGAGCGAGGCAGGAAGCUGGAGGAGCAGAGGAGGAAGGAGCAGCUCCGCAAGGACGCGGCCGAACUGAGGAGGCGGCAGCAGCAGGAGGAGGAGAAGGAGAGGCUGGAGGCCCUCGUCCGUCGGAGAGCCGGGGCGGCUGAGCGGCGAGGAGCAGGAGGAAACGGAGGAGCUAAUGGAGGCGGUGGAGGAGGAGGCGCAGGGGAGGCCCUGGAGAACAGGCCCAAGCGGUGGACGUGGGGAGGACCUCCUGAUGGAGUGGAGGGUAACCCUAAGACCCUGCCCUGCCAUGCCAUUGGCUCAGCUCAGCCCAAUGAGCUUCCUGCUGCUGCUUCCAGUGCCAGCCAAUCCCGGAACGUCAAUGACUUCCUGACUCCGCCCUCCUUGGAGCAGACGAUCACCAAACGCCUCUCCAACUCUUCAGCUGCUCUUCUCUCACCAGACAGAGCCUCCCCCAACAACCACAGACAGAACAGAAGUUCCUCCAACCGCAGGAGCAUCGCUGGACUCCCUGAAGAGACCGCAAGAGCCAAAACACCUACGACAGAGGCUCCAAACACACCGGUCCGCAGUGCUUCCUUCAGGAACCACAGCAAAGGCCCCAGCACACCUAAACGGGUUAAGUCGGCCAGGAGUCGUGCUGAGUCGCCCUGCUCCCCUGGCCAGUACCCCCCCUCCCCGCUCCGCCAGCGGGCCACCACCCCCAGCACUGACGACAGGGGUCACGCGGAGGUCAAAGGUCAUGGCACCCUGGAGAAGAAGUCCUCCAAGUCGGAGAACUCCGAGAAGAAGAUCCCCAAAUCCACCAGCAGAGAACUGACCGCAGAGUCUCCAGGCACGCCCACAGGCAGGAGCGUUGGUGGGACGACGGAUGCUGAGGAGGCGUCCCGGCUGCUGGCUGAGAGGAGACGUCUGGCCCGAGUACAGAAGGAGCAGGAGGAGAGACAACGGCAGGAGGAGGAGAGGCUGAAGGCCGAGGAGGAGCAGAGGAGGCAGGAGGAGGCGCGGGAGAGGCAGGAGAGAGCGGCACAGCAAGCCGAGGAGGAGCGAGCGAGGCGGGAGGAGGAGAGGAGGAUCAGGGAAGAGGAGGAAAGACGGCAGAAGGAGCAACGAUGGAAGGACAUGCAGGAGCAGCUGGACAGAGAGAGGGAGGAGGCCUUCCUGCGAGCUCAGAGAGAGGCGGAGAGGAAGAGGCAGGAGAGAGAGCUGCUGCACAUCCAGGAGGAGCAGGAGAGACAGCAGAGGAAGAAGAGAAUUGAGGAGAUUAUGAGGAGAACACGAAAGAGCGAGGUCGACCCUCCGUCUCCUGCUCCAGUGUCUGAGGCGAGGGCGCAGAGCGGCGGCGGCAGCGUGGAGGAGGACGCCCCGACUCCGGCCGAGGCCCCCGUCAUCACACUGGGACCCCUGGAGAGUAAGAGCUGUGUGGACGAGCUGUCUGAUGGGGUCCAGUCCAUGGACGUCAGCCCGGUGUCCCGGGACGAGCAGGCGAGUGCUCAGGAGUAUUCGCCAGUCACCGAGGGAAUCGAUGGAGUGAGUAACGGUUGCCCCUUGGAGCACCUGAUGGACCUGGACGCCCACGGGCGAGGCGAGGGUCAGGGUGCCAAAACGCCCCCGUACCCCAAGCUGCAUGCCGGCAGCAGAGCAGAUCUGGGCGACCUCAACAAGAACCUGCUGAUCCAAGCUUACAACGCCGCCUCCGAAUCCUCCCAGCUCAUCCACAGCCUCGGCCCCGGCAAACUGGACGUCCAGUAGCCAGGAAGGUGAUUUGCUGCAGGAGCUGGCAGCUUCACUGCAGACAGGAGCCAGGAGAAACCGGGAGGCCUCUCCUCCAGCAGAGAGACCAGACUGACAGACCAUCGCCCUCUCCAGCCCUCCGUCUGACCCCCCCGCCCCAAGGAGCAACUUCCUCAUCUGUAUCACCCAGCUCAUCUCCUGGAUACCCUGGACACACACACACACACACAUACACACACACACACACACACCACAUGUUCGGAACUGUAAAGCUUCUGGCAACAUUUUGAGGCAACUUUGAUGAAUCACAAACAUAACUCAGUCUCUCAAAAUAAACAUAAAUAAUGUGAAGAUUGCGUUUCUCCAUCAUGAAGGGAUUAUGUGAUAGUAGAAGAAAUGUGCACACGUCAUGUUACCGUGUUGAUUGUGUGGAAAACGUCAGUGAACAGGUUUUGUUUUGGCAAAUAAAAUGACUUAGAUUUUUCUGUUUCCGCCACUUAAUCCUUUCCUGAUGGUGAAACAGAUUUCUUUUACUUGCCGCUCACAUUAUUUGCACUUUAAGACAGAAAGAAAUACAAAUACACCAUGCAUACAUUUAUUCCUGUAAGCUCACUCUGUAAACAACACGGAUACCAACCCUCUUGACCCUGCCUUCCCCAAUAUUUUCCGUCUGCAUCGCCUCAAAGUGUCCCUGGAGCAUCAGCCGCUCCCGACCCUCAUCCCUGGCUGUGUAAUACUCUGUAUAUAGCUCUGUCUCAGUGUUGGACUCUGUUCUUAGUGAGGGGACAGGAGGUGACUCUGAUCUGUAGCGUGUAUUCAGUGGGAAGCAGUAGGACAGACGCUGUUGAUGUGAAAACUGUGUAGCACCUUAAGUGGGAACUCACUAGAUAAACCCGUCUGUACGUCAAACACAGCGACGGGCUGUUGUUGGCUGUGUACCUCAGCAGCAUCUGGGUCAGUGUGUUCUCUCUUUCUGUCAGUGUUUCUGAUGGUUCCUGUGUGUUAUGUCACCACUGACCUGCUGUACUGUCGACUCUAAUUCAGCCACUUAUUAUGACUUCUAUAAAAACCCAGCUUACCCAAUCUACUGUAGAUUUUUCUGUCAUCCUGACAAUGAAGAAAAUCUGAUGUUAUAAUCCUGCUGAUCACCCGUAACAAGUAGCCUAUAGCUUUGGUUUCUCCGCUGCCCGUCACUCAGCUGACGGGACGAUUUGUGGAGGAGCGAUUUUCCACAGUGAGGAUGUGAGAGAGAAAUGGGGGGUGGGACUUAAAAUGUCAAAAUGUCCUGUAUUUUUAUCUGCAGGUCAGGAAAAUAUUGACACGGCGUGUUGUGUGUAUUUGUUUGGCACUCACUGUAACCGCGCUAGCUGCAGCUUUUAAUGUGCACUUAGUUGUGUGUCUCACCGCUCUGAAGACGCUCGUACCUCCUGCUUCACGGCUCAUCCUGUGAGAAAAAAAAAGAAAAAAAAAAAAAAAGAAAAAAGACCCAAACUGAAAUAUAUACCUCACCGAUGCAGCAAACAGACUCUGGUGUUUAUUAACGGCGUUCAUCACCAUGCAGCUCAUCACCUCUGAGGCCUUAAACCUCUCAGCUGUCACCAUCGACCCCCCUCCCCCCCUCCUCCCUUUGCUUUGCUGUGAGGGUGGGCGCCACCCAGCAUGUGUGCUCUUCUCGCUGUUUUAGGUGUCACAUCGAGGGACGAUCUUCACGUGUCCGCUCGUCACCGCAGCCUUCACCGGGUUGUUUUAGGUUGCCGUGCCCGUGUCCCUCCCUCCCUCCCUCCCUCCGUAUCAGGUCAUUAUUUUCCAGAUUCUGUUGAUGUUCAUGGUAUAAGGGUCUCCUGGGUCCCCUGUGGUGUUAGGGUUCCCUUGUAUAUGAAUCGAAAAAUAAUAAAAAUAAAAAUAAAAAUAAAGGACAUAAUGUUUAUCACAAUAUUACUUUACUCUGUGACACUGCAGCUUGGUGGAAUAUAUCAUUGUAGAUGUGGUGCAUGGAUAACUGCUGAAAAAGAAAUAAUAAUAAUAAACUUCAUCAAGCCAUUUGUGUCAGUGGGUUGGAUGCAUAAACAAAGGAAACAAAGUGGUGCCUGUUUGAGAUGAUAAAGGGAAAUAUUAAACUUUAAACAUUUGUUUGGUCUCUGACAUUCACAGUAAGUACGUCUAACUGCAUUGCCACCAUGUUUUAUUUACCGUCUCGCUGAGUAAUUGUGUUUUACUCACAUUAUUCUGUACUAGUAUUAAAAUUAGCUGCAAA
Molecule: messenger RNA, 4376 nt
Organism: Myripristis murdjan (pinecone soldierfish)
Lineage: Eukaryota; Metazoa; Chordata; Actinopteri; Holocentriformes; Holocentridae
Gene: map7d2b
Product: MAP7 domain containing 2b
Exons: 17
Coding region: 140-2140 (666 amino acids)
Biological process (GO): microtubule cytoskeleton organization
Cellular component (GO): microtubule cytoskeleton
Source: RefSeq, a predicted model, not a curated record